AAUGAAGACUUGUAGAGACCGGGGUUGCAGGGCUGGGAGCCACAGAGUAAAUAAAUGGAUUAGUGUGCGUCAGUUGGGAAGGAAGUGUCUUAGAAAGAAGUCUGCUGUUCCUCCAUGGAGAAGUACGAGAUUUGUUUUGAAUAGUCUGCCAAUGUUGCUAUGUGCUCCUUUUUCCAGACAACGGUGACAGCUUUUUUUACACCCCAACAACUCCUUGGUGGUGACUUGAUGCCGGGUGGAACUAUAGCUUGUCUUUUUCUAAAGUAGACAAAAAAGAUGUUUCUGCCAUUAUGGACUCUGUGGGAACUACUGGAAUCCGUCAAGCAGCAAUGGGAUGUUUAAUAACUGUUGUUUGGACUCUUGGUGAACUCAUCUUGUGAUCCAAACAUGGAUGUGAGGAGAACCUUUUGGACUCGACUCUAAGUCCUCCUAGAGAUGUCCUGGUAUCCCACCACGAUUCAAAGACGUGGGUGGGGGGAGGGAGGGACUAAAUGGUGUUAAUAACGGAGGAAGAAAGUGGAAAACUUCAGGAGAAUGGCGUCGCCGGACGAAUGGGACCAUUCGGCGUUCAGCCGGGCCCAAACAAAGAGGUCAGACCGACUCCUGUCAUGUCCGUCACUGAAGUGGACAAGGAUGGCGACCACAGCGAGGAAUCGGGGGAAAACGAGGAGGUGGAAACUGAUUACACCCGGAAUUACUGGGAGGAUGAGGACGAUAUCUACCAGGAGUUUGAGGAAUUAGACUUUGAGGCCCUGUCGGAGGACUCGGACACGAGGAGCAUCGCCUCCGACGAUUCCUUCUACCCCAUCGACAGUUCCGAGGGGUCGGACGGUCUCCGCCCUCCCAGCCCAGAGAGUCCGGAGCCCAUCACCUUCUUUAAGGCCUGCUGCAACAACAACGCCAUCAUCGUCAAGAUCAUGAUCAGACAAGGAGUGACGGAGGAGGAAGUGCAGGAGACGGACCGGAACAGAAGAUCAGCGCUGAUUGUUGCUUGUUACCAUGGUUACGUGGACGUGGUCAUCGCCCUGGCUCAAUGUCCUUAUGUUGACGUCAACUGGCAGGACAACGAGGGCAACACUGCCCUCAUCACUGCAGCACAAGCAGGUCACCUGAUCAUCUCCUACUUCCUGCUCAACUACUUCUGUGGACUGGACAUCGAGAGGAGGAACUGCCACGGCUUCACGGCCUUGAUGAAGGCGGCCAUGCAAGGUCGGGCCGACUGUUGCCGCAUGAUCAUGCUUGCCGGAGGCGACGUCCAAGCCCGGGACGGCGGGCGCAAGAUGACGCCCAGAGAGUGGGCUCUGUUCACGGGCCGCUACGAGACCGCCAACCUGAUGAACCGCCUCAUGAUGAGGCCGUGUGCCGAGCAGUUCUGUGACUGCUUCAGCCUGGAGUGGCCCCUGCUGGAGGAUUUGGUAUUCCAGGCCCAAGAACCCAAGUCCUGCUGCAAGCGUCUGGCGGACCUCCUGUCCUGUUGCCCUUUCAGAUUUUACCUCAGCAACAAGGUCAACCCUUUGGAAGACGGCGCACUGGAACACAUGGUCAGAGUCACCACCGGUCUCAAGAGUCCGGUCGUCGCCACCGCCUGUCACACCGUGUGCCCGGGGAGCCCCCCCUGCCUGGGGAAACGGCGCUACGCGGUGCAGGAUAUCCUCAGGAAGCAACGCCUGGCCGACCUUAAGAACCUGGGCCCCGACAGACUGAACCACUACAAGACCUUCUUCCAGAACUCCCGCGUCCUCCUCAUCCCCAGGGCCAGGGAUCGCAGGGCCAGCCUCCAACCUCAGAUUCUGACGGACAUGGCGGCGGCGGCGUCCUCGGUGGCCAUGAGGCGGGCCAGUCUGCUGCCCCUCCACCUGUUGAGGAGGAGCAGCGUGCGGCCGGGCAUCGUGGUGCCCAAGGUGAGGCUCUGCAAGGCGCCGGCUCCUUCCUUCAUACCGGAAAAACUGCGACGGACUCAGAACUACCAUCAGCUGCAGAUCCCAAAGUGGGACUACAAGAUGAAGAAGGUGGAGAGGAAGAAGGAGGAGAGACAGAGACUUUUACCGAUGACCAGGAGAAGAUGAG
Messenger RNA from Nerophis ophidion (straightnose pipefish), 2067 nucleotides. Its product is annotated as ankyrin repeat domain-containing protein 33B-like. The transcript has 5 exons. The coding region runs from base 492 to 2066 and encodes 524 amino acids. The record is from RefSeq and is a predicted model, not a curated record. Lineage: Eukaryota; Metazoa; Chordata; Actinopteri; Syngnathiformes; Syngnathidae. Gene Ontology annotation, molecular function: protein binding.